UGUGCUUUAUGUAAUCGUGUGUGAAACUCACAGCCGUGUGAGUAGAUCGUCUGAGAAGAGGAUGAGAUUCCAGUCCUAAUUCACAGGAUCCUCUGGAUUUUUCGCUAGGAAUCGGAAUGAAAUCUGGCUAAUUUUGCGCAGACAAUCCAGUCUUGUUUAUUUAUUAUUCCCAGUUAUUGCGUUAACAGCUGCAAACGUUGAACAGCUAAUUUAACUGAAUACUCGAGAUGGCCGCGAUCGCCAGUUCUCUGAUCCGACAAAAACGCCAGGCGCGGGAAUUCAACAGCGAGCGGGUAUCUGCCUCCAAACGCCGCCCCAGUCCCAGCAAAGACCCCCGCUCUCUCUGCGAGCGACAUUUCCUGGGGGUCUUCAGUAAAGUCCGCUUCUGCAGCGGCAAGACAAGACCUGUUCGCCGGCGACCAGAUGUGCCCUCGAAACCUCCACAGGUGUCCCGUAAGGGCAUCAGGCUAGAGCCGCAGCUGAAAGGCAUUGUGACACGACUGUUCAGCCAGCAGGGUUUUUACCUGCAGAUGCAGCCAGAUGGAACCAUCGAUGGCAUCAAAGAUGAGAACAGCGACUACACUCUUUUCAACCUCAUCCCUGUCGGCUUAAGGGUGGUGGCCAUUCAGGGAGUCAAAGCAGGUUUCUACAUCGGCAUGAAUGCGGAGGGCUUCCUCUACAGCUCGGUAAGAUUCCCCUUUCUCAGUUUGCAUGUGUGCGAAAGUGUGUGCAGUCCAAACAAACAAGAUGGCAGUAACAAUGACUGGGACUACCAGACUUGGGACUAA
Molecule: messenger RNA, 788 nt
Organism: Sinocyclocheilus rhinocerous
Lineage: Eukaryota; Metazoa; Chordata; Actinopteri; Cypriniformes; Cyprinidae
Product: fibroblast growth factor 12-like
Exons: 5
Coding region: 228-788 (186 amino acids)
Molecular function (GO): growth factor activity
Source: RefSeq, a predicted model, not a curated record